GACUCGGAUCCGUGAGUCUGAUCUAUCGGGGAGCGCCGGAACGCAACGCAACUAUUUCAACCCUAAAGGUACAAAAUCCUGCAACGAGGGCCGUCCGAUCACGGACACGUCAGCGAUCCGCGUGAAGGAUCACUUGGACGGCUGAGAUGGAAGUUUGCGGAGCUGCAGGGAUUUUUCCGGAGAAAGCUUCUGAUGUUGUGAGGAAGAUGACGCUGAUGGAGGAAGAGGUGGAAUUCCCGGAGAAGGAGGAGGAGCAGGAGGUUGAGGUUUCCGGUGAGGAAGACGAUGGUGAGGACGACGACGAUGUGGACGAGGAUGGUGGGGAGGAGGAAGAGGACGACGAUGACGACGACGACGUCCAGGAGGUGCUUCAGUCCACUGGCGGCCCCCCAGCUCAGUCUGUGGACGCAGAUGAUAGUGACGAAGAGGAGGACGAGGAGGAGGAUGAUGGAGACGGCGGCGGUGACGACGACGACGACGACGACGACGAUGAUGAAGACGACGACGACGACGAUGAGGAGGACGACGACGAGGAAGCUGCGGAGGAGGAACUCGGCACUGAGUACCUCGUACGCCCUGUGGGCCGCGCUGAGGACGAGGAAGAUGCCAGUGACUUCGAGCCCGAGGAGAAUGGAGAGGACGACGAGAUUGAUGAGGAGGAUGAAGAUGAUGACGGAGACGAUGACACGGGUGGGAAGGUCGAGGCCCCACCUAAGAGGAAGAGGAAGGAUGAUUCGGACGAUGAUGAUGAUGGGGGGGAGGACGAUGAGAGGCCUUCCAAGAGAUAGUCCUGGCUGAACCCAAAACACUCCUAGCUCCCCCUUCACUUGAUAGGGAGACAAACGGUAGGUUUGCUUAAAACGGCGAUUAUUGUUUCCAGUUGGGUGAAAGAUUAUAGUUAGGAGCAGCACUAGUCAUAGUCCAUAGUUGGGUCUGUAUAAGUAUAAUGAAUUCUUCAGAAGGUUGGAAGGACAUCCAGUAGCUAUCAUAAAUCUUGUCUUAGGUGGGGUCCUGUCGGUCGUCUAUGUUUUGUUGUUUGGUCCGUCUUUUGAACGUUUGGUGGAUUUAUUUAUCUACUUAUCUCGAUACUUCUUCUGCUGACUGUUAUUGAUCCGGAUAUUGUAUCAUUAAAUACGCAUUAUGCGUUAAUCUACAUCUGAUUCUGAUCGCUUU
Molecule: messenger RNA, 1173 nt
Organism: Punica granatum (pomegranate)
Lineage: Eukaryota; Viridiplantae; Streptophyta; Magnoliopsida; Myrtales; Lythraceae
Source: RefSeq, a predicted model, not a curated record